Molecule: messenger RNA, 4186 nt
Organism: Poecile atricapillus (Black-capped chickadee)
Lineage: Eukaryota; Metazoa; Chordata; Aves; Passeriformes; Paridae
Gene: SH3BP5L
Product: SH3 binding domain protein 5 like
Exons: 7
Coding region: 248-1324 (358 amino acids)
Biological process (GO): negative regulation of protein tyrosine kinase activity; intracellular signal transduction
Cellular component (GO): cytoplasm
Molecular function (GO): protein kinase inhibitor activity
Source: RefSeq, a predicted model, not a curated record
GAGAAAAUCGGAAAGACCGGGUUUUAUUAAGCAGCGUGGGAGCCGCCAUGUUGUACGGCAGGAGGCGGCUGAGGGGAACUUCCGGUUCCGGUGGGGGAGCGGCCCCUCAGCGCUGGCGGAGCGGGGGGUUUCCUCCAAUCCCAAAUUCCCGAAAUUCCAUCAAAAUUCCCGAAAAAAUUCCCGAAAAAAUGAACUGAGGCCCCUCCCCCCCCUUGGAUGGCCCCCUGGAAUUUUGGGGGAUCCCAAAAUGGGGGAUUCAGAAAAUCCCGGGAAUCCCCCGAAGGAGGAGGAGGAGGACGAGGAGGAGGAGGAGGAGGAGGAAGAGCUGGACCCCCGGAUCCAGGAGGAGCUGGAGCACCUGAACGAGGCCAACGCUGAAAUCAAUCGGGGGGAGCUGGAGCUGGAUGCCGCCCGUUCCCGCUAUCGCCGCAUCCUCUCGGAUUCCGCCCGGAAAUUGAAUUCCCAAGGAUCCCAACUCGGGAAUUGCAUCGAGAGAGCCCGGCCCUACUACGAGGCCCGGAGGAGAGCCAAGGAGGCGCAGCAGGAGACGCAGCGGGCGGCGCUGCGGUACGAGCGCGCGGUGGGGAUGCACAACGCGGCGCGGGAAAUGGUCUUCGUGGCCGAGCAGGGAAUGGGCACCGGGAAAAACCGCCUGGAUCCCACCUGGCAGGAGAUGCUCAACCACGCCACCAGGAAGGUGAACGAGGCGGAGCAGGAGCGGCUCUGGAGCGAGCGGGAGCACCAGAGGGUGACCAGGCUGUGCCAGGAGGCCGAGGCCGAGGUGCAGCGGCUGCAGAAAUCCCUGAGGCGCGACAUCGCCCGCAGCCGGCCCUACUUCGAACUCAAAGCCCAGUUCAACCAGAGGCUGGAGGAGCACAAAUCCCGCGUGAAUUCCCUGGAAUCCGCCGUCUCCCAAGCCAAGCUCCGCUAUUCCGUCGCCCUCCGGAACCUGGAACAAAUCAGCGAAGAAAUCCACGCCCGAAGAUUCCAGAGAAUCCUCCGGAAAAAACACCGGGAAAACCCCUUGGGAGCCGAGGGAGGAUCCCAAAAUCCCGAAAUCCCGGGAAUUCCGGGUAGGACGGGCGGGGAGGAUCCCGGAAUUCCCGGAAUUCCGGCGGGAAUUUCCACCUCCGGGGAUUCUCUGUCGGUGCUGAGCCUCCAAACCAUCGCCUCGGAUCUGCAGAAAUUCGAUUCCGUGGAACAUUUGGCGGGAAUUCCCGGGAUUUCGGGAAUUCCGGAUGCGCUGAGUCUGCAGGGAGAGGAGCUGGGGGAGGGGAGGGAGAGGAGGAGGAAUUUCCGGCACCAUCGGAGCGUCAGCCUCUGAUUUUUUGGGAAUUUUUUGGGAAUUUUGGGAAUUUUUGGGGAUUUCUUGGGAAUUUCAGGAUUUUUUGAGGAAUUUUUGGGGAUUUUUUGGGAAUUUUUUGGGAAUUUCUUGGGAAUUUCAGGAUUUUUUUAGGAUUUUCUGGGAAUUUUUGGGGAUUUUUUGGGAAUUUUUUGGGAAUUUUUUGGGGGAUUUCCUGGGAUUUUUUGGGAUUUUUUUGGGAUUUUUUUGGGGAUUUCCUGGGAUUUUUUGGGAUUUUUUUGGGGAUUUCCUGGGGUUUUUGGGAAUUUUUGUGGAUUUUUUGGGGGGAUUUUUGGGAUUUCUUGGGAUUUCUUGGGAAUUUCAGGAUUUUUUGAGGAUUUUUUUGGGGUAUUUUUGGGGGUUUUUGGGAAUUUUUUGGUUUGUUUUUUUUUUUAACUUUUCUGGGAUUUCCUGGGAUUUUUGGGGAUUUUUUUUGGAAUUUUUGGGAAUUCCCGGGAUUUCGGGAAUUCCAGAUGCGCUGAGUCUGCAGGGAGAGGAGCUGGGGGAGGGGAGGGAGAGGAGGAGGAAUUUCCGGCACCAUCGGAGCGUCAGCCUCUGAUUUUUUGGGAAUUUUUUGGGGAAUUUUGGGAAUUUCUUGGGAAUUUCAGGAUUUUUUUAGGAUUUUCUGGGAAUUUUUGGGGAUUUUUUGGGAUUUUUUGGGGGAUUUUUUGGGAAUUUUGGGGGGAUUUCUUGGGAUUUUUUGGGAAUUUUUUGGGAUUUUUUUGGGGGAUUUCCUGGAAUUUUUGGGGAUUUUUUUUGGAUUUUUGGGAUUUCUUGGGAAUUUUUGUGAUUUUUGGGAUUUUUUGGGAAUUUUAGGAUUUUUUUGGGAUUUUUUUGGGGUAUUUUCUGGGGUUUUUGGGAAUUUUUGGGGGAUUUUUUUGGGGUUUUUGGGAAUUUUUUGUUUCGUUUUUUUUUAACUUUUCUGGGAUUUCCUGGGAUUUUUGGGGAUUUUUUUUGGAAUUUUUGGGAAUUCCCGGGAUUUCGGGAAUUCCAGAUGCGCUGAGUCUGCAGGGAGAGGAGCUGGGGGAGGGGAGGGAGAGGAGGAGGAAUUUCCGGCACCAUCGGAGCGUCAGCCUCUGAUUUUUUGGGAAUUUUUUGGGGAAUUUUGGGGAUUUCUUGGGAAUUUCAGGAUUUUUUUAGGAUUUUCUGGGAUUUUUUGGGAAUUUUUUGGGGGAUUUCUUGGGAUUUUUUGGGAAUUUUUUAGGGAUUUUUUGGGGAUUUUUUGGGGGAUUUCUUGGGAUUUUUUGGGAUUUUUUUUGGGAUUUCCUGGGAUUUUUUGGGAAUUUUUGCAGAUUUUUUGGGGGGAUUUUUGGGAUUUCUUGGGAAUUUCAGGAUUUUUUGAGGAUUUUUUUGGGGUAUUUUUGGGGGUUUUUGGGAAUUUUUUGGUUUUGUUUUUUUUUUUAAUUUUCUGGGAUUUCCUGGGAUUUUUUGGGAAUUUUUGGGGAAUUUUGGGGGGAUUUUGGGGAUUUUUUGGGAAUUUUGGGGGGAUUUUUUGGGAUUUUUUUGGGGGGUUUUGAGAUGAAAUUUUUUGGGGAAUUGGGGAGUUUUAAGGGAGUUUUCAGAAAUCCUGAAAAAUCCUGGGGAAUUCCAAGAAAUUCUGAGGAAAUCGCAAAGAAUUCCAAGGAAAUUGCAAGAAAUUCCAAGGAAAUCCAAUGAAAUCCCGAAAAAUCCUGGAAAAUCCCAAGGAAAUCCCAAAAGAUCCUGGAAAAUCCCAAAAAUUCCAAGAAAAUCCAAAAAAAUCCCAGGAAAUCCCAAAAAAUCCCUCAAAAUCCUGGAAAAUCCCAAGGAAAUCCCAGAAAAUCCCGAGGAAAUUCCAAGAAAUCCCAAAAAAAUCCCAGGAAAUCCCAAAAAUUCCUGGGAAAUCCCACAAAAUUCAAGGGAGUCCCACAAAAUCCUGGAAAAUCCCAAGGAAAUCCUGGAAAAUUCCAUGAAAUCCCAAAAAAAUCCUGAGGAUAUCCCAAGAAUUCCCAAAAAAAACCCCCAAGGAAUGGGAUUGGGAUUCCAAAGGAAUUCCUGGAGGGAAUUUUGGGAAUAAAUCCCGGGAAUUUGGGGUUUUUGGGAAUAAAUCCCUGGAAUUUGGGGCCUAAAUCCUGGGAAUUUGGGGGUUUUGGGAAUAAAUCCCAGGAAUUUGGGGUUUUUGGGAAUAAAUCCCUGGAAUUUGGGGCCUAAAUCCUGGGAAUUUGGGGUUUUUGGGAAUAAAUCCUGGGAAUUUGGGGUUUUUGGGAAUAAAUCUCUGGAAUUUGGGGCCUAAAUCCCAGAAUUUGGGGUUUUGGGGAAUAAAUCCCAGGAAUUUUGGGAAUAAAUCCCAGGAAUUUGGGGUUUUUGGGAAUAAACCUCUGGAAUUUGGGGCUUAAAUGCCAGAAAUUUGGGGUUUUUGGGAAUAAAUCCCGGGAAUUUGGGGUUUUUGGGAAUAAAUCUCUGGAAUUUGGGGCCUAAAUCCUGGGAAUUUGGGGUUUUUGGGAAUAAAUCCCGGGAAUUUGGGGUUUUUGGGAAUAAAUCCUGGGAAUUUGGGGUUUUUGGGAAUAAAUCUCUGGAAUUUGGGGUCUAAAUCCUGGGAAUUUGGGGUUUUUGGGAAUAAAUCUCUGGAAUUUGGGGGAUAAAUCCCGGAAUUUUGGGAAUUCUGGGAUUUGAGGGGGGGGCUGUGAUGAGAACCCCCCCGGGUUCGAGGCAGCCCUGGGAAUUCCCAUGGAAUUUUUUCCCAGCUCCAUCACAUCCCAAAAAUCCCCAAAAAUCCCUAAAAAUCCCCAGCUGGAAUUCCAGGAAAUCCAAGAAAACUUCAGGAAUUUGGGGGGGAAAAAAAUCCCGGAAAAGUCUGGAUAUCAAUAAAAUUCCUUCUUGUUGUAA